GGUCGAAUUUCUCCGGCGGCAUUUUCAUAAUUUUCUUCCCGAAGAUUGCACAUAAAUCGAACCCGUUCCGAGAAAGUGACAAACCAUGUCUACCCGGUGGUAUCCGAUCUUCCAGCGCGGCAACCCUCAGCUACGGGUUUUCCUUCCAAAUUUCUGGAUGAAACUGGUUCGACCGGAAUACGAACAACCGCCGAAUGUGGUGCAGUUUGCCUGCUCAAUGGAAAUGACCAAAUAUGACGUGAAGAACUACCUAGAAAAGAUCUACAACAUUCCGGUGGUGGACGUUCGUACGCGGAUAGCCAUGGGUAAGACCAAGCGGGACAUGGUUAUGGGUUAUAUCUCGAAGCAUGAUGACACCAAACUGGCCUACGUCACACUGCCGAAGGAUAUGAAAUUCGAGUUCCCCAAUCUGUUUCCGGCGGAAGCCAAGCAACAACUGGAAGACGAUAAGAAAUCGUUGGAUGAAGCUAAGAAAAAUCACAAGAAGUAUCUAGAAAAGAACAAACACCGACCCGGCACUCCCGGGUGGUUUUCGAUUUAGGAUUCUGUUUAGUUAUUGUCAUCAGUAGGAAUUUGUAAUAAACGUAUAUCGAACUAGUCCAAUCGAA
Messenger RNA from Ochlerotatus camptorhynchus, 608 nucleotides. RefSeq names its product mitochondrial ribosomal protein L23 (gene mRpL23). Gene Ontology annotation, cellular component: mitochondrial large ribosomal subunit; ribosome. Lineage: Eukaryota; Metazoa; Arthropoda; Insecta; Diptera; Culicidae. Gene Ontology annotation, molecular function: structural constituent of ribosome. Bases 86 to 541 code for a protein of 151 amino acids. The transcript has 2 exons. The record is from RefSeq and is a predicted model, not a curated record. Gene Ontology annotation, biological process: mitochondrial translation.